GCAAACAGGUUGUUUAUAUUUGAUAACACGCAAAUAGUGAUCACAUGCGUAAAUUAUAUAUAUACAUAUCUAUGUAUUAAUUAUAUAUGUCUGAAAAAAGAAAAUAGAAAGGAACAAAGCCAAGAGUAAGGUGGCCGCAGACAGAAAAUCCAAAGAAGAAGUCGGUUGCCUAGCGACGUCUGAAAGCAUAGUAGCAGCUAGCAACUAAUCUUUCGGCUAAUGUAAGGAUUUCUUCAAUCCAAAUAGCUCUUAAAUGCCUCUGAAAAGAAGAGGACCGCUGCAACUCGUCCAGAGAGAAGUGGACGAAGUCAAAAGAAAGGUUGACGAUCUAGAGAAGGAGGUGGAGAGCCAACGUGGAUCUAAAGAAGAGGCAUUUCAAAGAUAUCAAGAGCUGCAGCUUUCUGCAGAAAAGACUCUAAAGACUCUACAGACAUUAACAAAGGCUGAUGAGCCGGCCCCUGUAGGAAAUUAUGAUCAGAGGAAGCUAGAAGAGGAGGUACGCCUGCAAAAUGUCUUGAAGCGUCUGGUUACCUUGUCUCUGAAGCUUUCACCACCAGGUCCCAGCUCUGAAGUUGGAAAGGCUACAAAAAACGAAGAUUCUGACAAUAAUGAUGAUGACAGUGAUGAUGAUGAUGAUGAUGAUUCUGAGGAAGACAGCGACAGUGAUGGUACGGGGACUGGAGGUGGGAGUACAUCUGAAAAGCCGCCAUCUCAGUCGGGCCCUGAAAUGUACACAGUCCUCAGUGAUUUCAAGGCAGAGCAGGAAGGAGAUCUGUCUGUUCAGAGUGGAGAAGUGUUAAAAAUAAUCAAAAAGGCAGCAGAUGGAUGGUGGCUGGCUCAAGACACCAAAGGGAACAGAGGAGUUGUACCAAAAACCUUCCUUAAGAUCAGUUCUGGUGUUAACGAUGAGGAUGAUCAGGAGGAUGAUGAUGAAGAUGACGAUGAGGAUGAUGAAAUCAAGCAGUCAGAACAGGAGGAAGAGGAAGAUGAAGAUCAAACUGAUGAUGGAAAAGAAAGCAAAGCUUCCAACUGGUCAACCGUCCGAAAGGCUCUGACUGAGAUUGAUACAACAGACGUGCUGUCGGCAAUGGGUGCCAUACCUUCAGGAUUCAGGCCAUCAAGUCUAACUAAACUUCUGAUGGAGGAAGGUGAGAGAUACAGAGGAAGUCAUUAUAUUCAACCUGAGCUCAGCCAAUCACAGCUGUCCUUUAAAGAUCUCUUUUUGGACCCGGACACUGGCAAGGUCCGUGCUCGAGAGGUUAGGAAUUGUGUUUGUUUUAAUGUGUGGAGCUGCAAGAUGAUUCCCACACCUGGAGUGGGAGUUCAGGUCCUCAGCAGACACAUCCGUCUGUGUGCCUUUGAUGGAGCGCAGGUGUUGAGUAACAUCCACACAGUGAGAGCAUCUUAUACCUCCAAGAACCCAAAGACGUGGAGCUUCUCCCCAAGGGUGACCAGCAUCCUGCCAACUAUCCUGGAUGGAGACUGUUUCCUUCGCUGCAGCUCUUCGUCUCCCAACAUUGGGAUUCUUUUUGAACUUGGAGUCACUUUUUUAAGAAAUUCGACAGGUGAGAGAGGAGACCUUAGCUGUGGCUGGGCCUUCCUCAAACUGACCGAUGACGGCGGGAAUCCACUCCCAAACAGGACGUAUGAACUACCAGUGUAUGGAGGAACACCUUAUGAGAAGGAUGUUAUGUUGGAAGCAACAGCUUCAAGAAGAUCUCCUGGUGGUGUUUUUCAGCAGAUGCUGCAGGCCCGACGGCAGCCAAAGCUGAUUGUUAAGUUGAAAUCGCCUAACAGCCGGACAAGGACCCAGCUCAGUCUUCUACCAGACACCCUGCUGUACUGUCUGAGCUGCGUCCACCUGCUGGCUCUGUACCGACAGCUGCUGGCCGACACACUGCUAAUGGACAGACCCACCAUGCAGAAUGCAGAUCUUAUAUGCAGCCCAAUACUUUCAACUUUCCCUAUGCUUUUGGACCAGACAGACCUGCUAGAUGCCCUCAGGAGUGUCUGGCUGGAAGCUGAGACCAGCAUGAGCAGAGCCCAGAAGAGAGACUUGUCCUAUCUGAAGCAGGAGUUUAGUAAAGUCUACCUGUCAUCAGUUUAUUUCCUGCUACACUCACCCUCACUGUCCUCGUAUCGCUGGGCUGAUCUGCCCUCAGAGGAGCAGCGGGCCAGAGUCAUCUACACGACCUUGGAGGACUUGAAAAACCACCAGCCAACCACUGGCCAAUCAGGUGCUCCGGGAGUUUUUUUUGACUCCUCUCAUUCUCAUCUCGCUUUUGAUAUCCAGGAGCUGACCUUUGAUCUCCUUAGUGCGACACGCUAACAAUACCAUCAUCUCUGUGACUGAAGCUCGCUUUGAUUGGAAGGGCUUAAGGUGUGCGGAUGACGGCCAGCUAUGGCAACCUCCGGAGUAAAUUAUAGUGUUUCAUGGUCGUGUACAUAAGACCUUUAAGAAUGUGUAGCAUUUUCAACAUAAGAAUAAAGUUUUUCUGUAGCAAUAAUUCUAAUUGUCCAUUCUAAAAUCCUCCUUAUAAAUAAAAGGAACAUCAGUGAACUAGAAAUGAAAUCAUCCAUAGGAAAAAAUUAUUCAAAAUGACAUGGUAACCUCCAGACGUGAAUGUGUUGAGAUAAUUUCAGAAAUCCAUCAAAAAGUCAGAGAGUAAACGGUAAGGUUGAACCUUGUUGCUGCACCUGACUUGCUUUAAGCCGAGGGUUUGGUUCAAAUGGAGGUGGGGUUAUGAUGUUUGUGUUUUUAAGUAGUUUCCUGUGAGUCACCUACAUGAAAAUUUCUCAAUGAAAAUAAAUUCACCUGAAAAUUAGCUUAAAAAGUUCUUGAAAAUAAAACACUGUGCUAAAAAAUACCUGUUUUAA
Cyprinodon variegatus (sheepshead minnow) is the source of this 2877-nucleotide messenger RNA. It is a transcript of the gene nphp1, whose product is annotated as nephronophthisis 1 (juvenile). Gene Ontology annotation, biological process: protein localization involved in establishment of planar polarity. Lineage: Eukaryota; Metazoa; Chordata; Actinopteri; Cyprinodontiformes; Cyprinodontidae. The coding region runs from base 254 to 2329 and encodes 691 amino acids. Gene Ontology annotation, molecular function: protein binding. The record is from RefSeq and is a predicted model, not a curated record. Gene Ontology annotation, cellular component: cytoplasm; cilium. The transcript has 20 exons.